AUGGGUCGCAACAAAGUUCUUACUAGCGGAGAAUGCCACACUGUCGAAAUACUCAAGAAACAAGGCAUGUCUGCUGCAAAAAUGGCACGCGUCCUUGAACAAUCAGCUACUCGUGUCAAAAACUGUAUUAAACGAAUCAACUUGACCCAAAAUUGUGCAAAUCCAAUGAUGAGGAGAAUGCCAAAACGCCUGCUUGCCACUAAAAUCUCAUCUAAUAACAUAUCUCCACGUACCCUGAUAAGAAGUUUAAAGAAAAAUGAUUGGCGACGCGUUCUUUGGACUGACAAAUCCUCUAUCAGCACGAUUCAUAUGGAAAAGUUCGAGUUUGGUAUCAUAAUGAUGAGCUUUAUAAUCCAAAGUGCACACAAGCAACCGUUAAAGUGGUCGAAACUCUAUUAUGGUCUGGGAAUGUAUGUAAUUUACCCAAUGGUUAUGGUUGCAGAAGAGGCAAUAUUUCAAGAAGAUAAUGCAUUAAUUCACAAGAGAAAAUCUAACCGAAAACCACAGACAGAAGCUGACUUGGAGGAAGCCGUAUUUGCCGCAUGGAAUACUUGA
Molecule: messenger RNA, 555 nt
Organism: Ambispora gerdemannii
Lineage: Eukaryota; Fungi; Glomeromycota; Glomeromycetes; Archaeosporales; Ambisporaceae
Source: the annotation of a GenBank genome assembly